Molecule: messenger RNA, 1539 nt
Organism: Nycticebus coucang (slow loris)
Lineage: Eukaryota; Metazoa; Chordata; Mammalia; Primates; Lorisidae
Gene: LMAN2L
Product: lectin, mannose binding 2 like
Exons: 9
Coding region: 53-1132 (359 amino acids)
Biological process (GO): endoplasmic reticulum to Golgi vesicle-mediated transport; endoplasmic reticulum organization; Golgi organization
Cellular component (GO): endoplasmic reticulum membrane; Golgi membrane; COPII-coated ER to Golgi transport vesicle
Molecular function (GO): D-mannose binding
Source: RefSeq, a predicted model, not a curated record
AAUGGCUUGAGUGGCGGGGCGGGUUUUUGAUGCAGGGACAUUAGUUGGAAAGAUGGCUGCGACUGUGGGACCCUCUGGGUGGUUGCGGCGGUGGUGGCGACGUUUGUCGGCUCGAGAUUGGUCCAGGAUGUUGCUCCUUCUCCUUUUGUUGGGGUCUGGGCUGGGGCCACGACAGGUUGGGGCUGGUCAAACGUUCGAGUAUUUGAAACGGGAGCACUCGCUGUCGAAGCCCUACCAGGGUGUGGGCACAGGUGGUUCCUCACUGUGGAAUCUGAUGGGCAAUGCCAUGGUGAUGACCCAAUAUAUCCGCCUUACCCCAGAUAUGCAAAGUAAACAGGGUGCCUUGUGGAAUCGGGUGCCAUGUUUCCUGAGAGACUGGGAGUUGCAGGUACACUUCAAAAUCCAUGGACAAGGGAAGAAGAAUCUGCAUGGGGAUGGCUUGGCAAUCUGGUACACAAAGGAUCGCAUGCAGCCAGGGCCUGUGUUUGGAAACAUGGACAAAUUUGUGGGGCUGGGAGUAUUUAUAGACACCUACCCCAAUGAGGAGAAGCAGCAAGAGGCCCAGAAGAGGCGCUAUUCUCCAGGAGUUCAGCGAGUGUUCCCUUACAUCUCAGCCAUGGUGAACAACGGCUCCCUCAGCUAUGAUCAUGAGAGGGAUGGGCGGCCUACAGAGCUGGGGGGCUGUACAGCCAUUGUCCGUAAUCUCCAUUAUGACACCUUCCUUGUGAUUCGCUAUGUCAAGAGGCAUUUGACGAUAAUGAUGGACAUCGAUGGCAAACAUGAGUGGAGGGACUGCAUUGAGGUGCCUGGGGUCCGUCUGCCCCGUGGCUACUACUUCGGCACCUCCUCCAUCACUGGAGAUCUGUCAGAUAAUCAUGAUGUCAUUUCCCUGAAGUUGUUUGAGCUGACAGUGGAAAGAACUCCAGAAGAGGAGAAGCUGCAUCGAGACGUGUUCUUACCCUCAGUGGACAAUAUGAAGUUGCCUGAGAUGACAGCUCCACUGCCACCCCUGAGUGGCCUGGCCCUUUUUCUCAUCGUCUUUUUGUCUCUGGUGUUUUCUGUAUUUGCCAUUGUCAUUGGUAUCAUACUUUACAAUAAAUGGCAGGAACAGAGCCGUAAGCGCUUCUAUUGAGCCCUCAUGCUGCCACCACUUCUGUGACUGUCAUCCAUGAAAUGUGGGAGGAGCAGGUGCUGGCCUGAGCACACAGCCUGGCAGGUCUUCUCUGGUUUCCAGCAGCUGGUCGGAGACUGUUCUAUCACUGGAGCUUUGAAUGCAGGAACCUUGCAUUCACAUGGUCAUCCAUGGGGACAUAUAACUCUGGUCUGGGAAGCCACCCACCCCAGGGCAAUGCUGCUGUGAUGUGCCUUUCCCCGCAGUCCUUCCAUGAGGAGCAAAGAAGCAUGGAGAAGAUUUAUGCAUUUAUGAUGCCAAAAUCACAGACCAGAAUUUGAUGGCCCAGGCUGCCUUGUUGUUGGACUCAGUGGACCCUUCUGCUUCAUUUAUAAAUCCACAAAGAAUAGAAAAGUGAUAAUGCCUCA